CCAGGACGAACCAAAACGUAGUCGUCCCUUCACUUUCUAGUGUGUGAGAAAACGUGAGUAGUGAGGUCGGGGCCGAAGCGAGCAGUGAGCAUCAACACAAGGACGUAUUUAGACCUCGUCUUAUAUUAUCACUUACUACAAGAAACUUUCAAGUACACUGCACGUUUCGUGAAGACAACGACUUGUGUUAUAAUCUCAAGCUUCCACCAUGCCUCUGCCGCCAGCCUUAGCUGCGAAAUUAGCAAAACGAGGGAUCAUCAAUAUCCCCAAAGAGCCAGUGUUUACAGAACCUGAGGCAGCAGCAUCAGCAGAAGAAGAGAUUAUUGCUGAAGACUAUGAUGAGACACCCCAACAGACUUCUCUCGCUUACACUCCUGUUGAGUCACAGAUUGUCGACCCAUACAUGGGAUUUGUAGGCUGUCCAAACAAAUGGAAUGUUUACCAUGAGUGUGGCAGCAUGUGCAGGGAGCAGUGGAAGGAGCGUAAAGUCAUUAAUCCAGAUUAUGAUCGUCGUAGAAUCAGAAUGCUAAACAAGUAUCCCUUACCCAACCAUUGGCAAGAAAUUUUGGAUCCAGGCAUCUGUCGUUAUUACUACUGGAACACUGAAACAGAUCUGGUGUCAUGGCUUCCUCCAGGCCAUCCACGAUGCCAGGUCUCACGAUCUGCUGCAACUCUCCGCAAAGAAAUGGCAACUGAAAUUAGCAAGAAUCGCUCUGGUGGCUCGGAGAAUGAGGGGGAAAUGGUUGGAGUGGAAGAGGAAGAUGAUCAAGAUGGUGAUGAUCACAUGAGUGACAAAUCAGAGGGGUCCGGAGAUGAAUCGAGUCAGCGAGAAAAGAGAGAGUCGGAUCGCCGUGAAAGAAAUAGAGAUAAAGGUAGGGAGCGAGACCGUGGCAGAGAUCGAAGAGGUCGCCGGCAUCCACCCAGUGAGGAGCUGGACCCAAUGGACCCGGCAUCUUAUGGAGAAUGUGGCAGAGGUACUUGGGCAUCUGGACUGCCUCAGCGAAAUGAAGCUCGUACUGGUGCUGAUGUAACGGCUAGUGGCCCGUUGUUCCAGAUGCGUCCUUAUCCCUCCCCUGGAGCAGUGCUUCGAGCUAAUGCUGCUGCAGGACCCAUUGGACCCAAGAAAACUUAAGUAAUUGGCAACUUUGAAAAUUAGAUAAUUGUGCAAGAACUUUAUAUAAAUUUGUCUUAAUUAAUAUUUAGAAAGCAAUGAUAGUUGCUUGAACGAAUCAGUAUCGCAACAGCCUCACUUCUAGCAGGUGAGUACUUGAUCCUCAGAGGUGCGAGUGGCUGAGCACUGUUCCUUCACACACACUCCCCCACUAUGUAUUAAUUGUAUAUAAUUGUAUCCCUUCCGAGGAAAGGUAUACAAUUAUAUACAUAAUCAUAAUGGCUUCGUGGUUUCUCAUAAUUCUCUUUCCAUUGUUUUCAAAUGAAUUUCUAGUUUUUCUAUAAUUCAAUUACAAAAUAUUGCAUAUUAUAACACUUGUAUUUAAUCAGGCAAAUUUGUUUGUGGUAAUGUAGGUACCAUAUAUAAUUUCAUGGCAUCACCACGUAGUAAAAUUCAAAGUUUGUGAACGAGAAUUAUUAAAUCAUGAGAAUACUUAGUUAUCCUGAAAGUACUGUAUUGUAAAUGUUCUGAAACAACUGUAUGACUUGU
Messenger RNA from Procambarus clarkii (red swamp crayfish), 1660 nucleotides. RefSeq names its product poly-glutamine tract binding protein 1 (gene PQBP1). Gene Ontology annotation, biological process: alternative mRNA splicing, via spliceosome. Gene Ontology annotation, cellular component: cytoplasm; nuclear body. Gene Ontology annotation, molecular function: ribonucleoprotein complex binding; protein binding. The record is from RefSeq and is a predicted model, not a curated record. NCBI's taxonomy places the organism in Eukaryota, Metazoa, Arthropoda, Malacostraca, Decapoda, Cambaridae.